Polyodon spathula (Mississippi paddlefish) is the source of this 1214-nucleotide messenger RNA. Its product is annotated as max dimerization protein 4-like. Gene Ontology annotation, molecular function: DNA-binding transcription factor activity, RNA polymerase II-specific; RNA polymerase II cis-regulatory region sequence-specific DNA binding; protein dimerization activity. Gene Ontology annotation, biological process: regulation of transcription by RNA polymerase II. The transcript is spliced from 6 exons. The record is from RefSeq and is a predicted model, not a curated record. Lineage: Eukaryota; Metazoa; Chordata; Actinopteri; Acipenseriformes; Polyodontidae. The coding region runs from base 271 to 888 and encodes 205 amino acids.
UUCUAUCAACAUUCUACUGUAACCCUAGCAGCAGGCCUUUGCGAUUGGCCAGAACAGUCAUUAAAGAUCAGCCCUUCUGCCACAGUUCACGAUUGGAUUGGGUCUUCGCAGUUGUCAAUCUUUAGGUCGAUUUUAGUUGAGGUGCAGUUGAUAUGGACUUGGAAGUUCCCUAGAUUCUGAACUGUGCAGCUAGAAUUGAUCUCACCGAUAUUUUUUUUAUAAAGGAUUGCAAAGUGUAUACAUAUAUUUUUUUAAUAACACGACAUCGACAUGGAACUGAACUCUCUUCUAAUUCUUCUCGAGGCUGCUGAAUAUUUGGAAAGAAGAGACAGAGAAGCAGAACAUGGUUAUGCGUCCGUUUUACCGUACAAUAGCGACUUUUCCAGAAAGAAAACGAAAGCUUCAACAAUUUCAAGAAAAACGCAGAACAAUAGGUCAUCACAUAACGAGCUUGAAAAACACAGACGUGCCAAACUGCGGCUCUAUCUCGAGCAGCUGAAACAGCUGGUGCCCCUGGGGCCGGACAGCACCAGACACACCACUCUGAGUCUACUGAAACGAGCCAGGAUGCACAUCAAGAAAUUGGAAGAGCAGGACCGGAAGGCUUUAAACAUGAAGGAGCAGCUUCAGCGAGAACACCGCUACCUGAAGCGCAGACUGGAGCAGCUCUCAGUGCAGGGCCUGGAGAGAAUCCGCACGGACAGCAUGGGAUCAACCAUCUCCACCGACUCAGAGCAGGAGGUGGAUAUUGAGGGGAUGGAAUUUACGCCGGGGGAGAUGGACAGCUUAGGCAGCAUCAGUGACGGUGAUGACCACUACAGUGUCCAGAGCAGCUCGAGCAACGGCAGCUACAUACAUUCCUGCAGGUUACAGGCCAUGCCCUCUUAGUGCGGCUGGACCGAACUCACCAGCAAAACCACCUGAUAACUGAGGGCACUUCGACGAACAGCAACAACAACAAAAUAAUAUUCCAGGUGACAACGGCCACUCUUCUAGGAAACCAAACCCAACCCGCAGAUACCCUAAAAAGUGAUGUUCUGUUUCCCACAGUCCUCUCUGCAUUUUGACCACAGAAUCAGGUAGCAGAGCAAUUUAGGGUUUUAGCAGCGAGAGUUGUGGUGUGGUGUACAGUUUUGACUUGGUAUUCAGAACCCUUUAUUAUUAUUAUUAUUAUUAUAAUAAUAAUAAUAAUAAUAAUAAUAAUAAUAAUAAUA